GUUUGGAAUACCUGUAUGAGAAUGGUUUGUCUGCUUCAUAAACAACCAGCGAAGCAGUGAAUUGGGGGUUUUGUGCAGGAAUAUGGACUUGUAACAAAAAAGAAGACACUUAAAGAGGGAGGCUGUGUUAUAUAAAAAUGGGAUGUGGUUCAUCGACAGUAGGGGUUGGAGAUCCCGAAACAAACAUCCUGAAUAAGGUGGAAAAACAGCCACCAAAUCAUGCUGUGAAAAAUGGACACACUUCACCAAUAGGAGAAGAGCCAAAGAAGAAGAAGGAAAAGAAAUCCACAGAUUCCAAUGCAAACAUAGAGAAUGCUGAUUCGAAUAAUCCAGUCCCAAAGAGUGUUGCAUUUGAAGUGGCUUUUGACAACAAACUGCUACUGAAGAACCCUCCUCGCAGAUUACAGAAAUUAGCCCCUCUGAAUGUUCAAAAAAUGACGCCUGAGUUGUUGGCGGAGAGGCAGAAGUUGGCAGAAGACAAGAGGGAGAAGGAGUUGCAGAGGAAGGUCAGCGCAUCGCGGAAGUCGUCCAAGCGACGGAGGGAGUUGAUGAGGGCCAAGGAGUUUGAACAGCAGCAACAACUACAGCAGGGAAGUCAGAUUGACGAGCAGCUGAAGAUGGCUGAGGUGAAAAGAGAAGCCAAGUUGGAGGAGGUCCGUGUACGUCAGAGAUUAAAAGAAGAACGAGCCAAGCGAGCAAGAGAAAAGGCAAAGAAGUUGAAUCAAGAUAAUCCUGAUGUUGAUCUGGAGGUGGAGAAAGAUGAUCAUUACAAUGCAAGUGACGAUUCCUGGGGAUCAGAUGGGGAAGGAAAUCACGCUUACUUCGGAAGUCCCAUGAAGAAAUCUCAAAGGGACCUCCAUCCAACAGCUAGUGCUAGCACCGUCGACAGUUUUGACAAUGCAUUCAUGCGAAGACCCAACGAGGAGAAACCUCUGACAACAAAAGAUGAUUUCUUUGAUUCAUGAUACUAAAAGUCUUUCACAUACUAAUCUGUAUGAUAUCCUGAAACCAGAUAUCCUGGCUUGGUUGUAUUGCAUGUCUCCUGUGUUUGUGUAGACUAUCCUGUUUUCUUCUUCUGUGUAAUGUCCAAUAUUCUGAUCUGUAUGAUAUCUUGUUCUGUAUGAUAUGUGUGUGUGAUCUGUAUGAUGUCAUACCUGUAGAUAUCCUGAUCUGUAUGAUGUCAUACCUGUACAUAUCCUGAUCUGUAUGAUGUCAUACCUGUGUGAUUUACCAACCUGUUUGAGGUUAUACCUGUAUAUUUUCCUGAUCUGUAUGAAUUGUCAUAUCUGUGUGAUAUCCUGAUCUGUAUGAUGUCAUACCUGUGUGAUAUCCUGAUCUGUAUGAUGUCAUACCUGUGUGAUAGCCUGAUCUGUAUGAUGUCAUACCUGUGUGAUAGCCUGAUCUGUAUGUCAUACCUGUGUGAUAGCCUGAUCUGUAUGUCAUACCUGUGUGAUAUCCUGAUCUGUAUGUCAUAACUGUGUUAUAUCCUGAUCUGUAUGAUGUCAUAGUUGUGUGAUAUCCUGACCUGUGUGAUGUCAUACCUGUAUAUAUCCUGAUCUGUAUGAUGUCAUACCUGUGCAAUAUCCUUGCAGUAUGAUGUCAUACCUGUGAGAUAUCCUACCCGUAUGAUGUCAUAUCUAUGUGAUAUCCUAGCAGUAUGAUGUCAUACAUGUAUGAUAUCCUAUUCUUAAAGGUUGUUCAGUAUAAUAGCUCGUUCUGCAGGAUAUCUAUGCUGUGGUAGCGUCUUUCAAGGGUAGCAAAGUAUUUAUGGCCAGUAGUAUUCAAAAAGGUCUAUCACAUAGGUCUGUGAAUAUGUGUGUGUGUUCCCUUCAAAACUUGUACCAACUAUACCAAUCAAUCAAAACUAACAGAUGAGAGUGCAUGAACAGAUAGCACUGAAUGACUGAGUGGAAUGACUUAUCAGAGUUAUAUUUAUUGUUGGAAAUGAAAUUUAUGCAAAA
This is a messenger RNA of Haliotis rubra (blacklip abalone), 1961 nucleotides long. RefSeq lists its product as uncharacterized. The record is from RefSeq and is a predicted model, not a curated record. The transcript is spliced from 8 exons. The coding region runs from base 138 to 965 and encodes 275 amino acids. Lineage: Eukaryota; Metazoa; Mollusca; Gastropoda; Lepetellida; Haliotidae.